AUGCGUACCAUAUCCACUUCAUCAGACGGCACCGAGUUUCCUACGUUCACUCCCGACCACAGUAUCGACUCGCCCCCGAACCUACGUAUCCUGCAUUUCAACGAUGUCUACCAUCUGGACCCUUCAUCGGCCGAGCCGGUCGGUGGGGCUGCGCGCUUCCAAACCGCAGUAAAUGAGUAUAGGUCUUCAAAACGGUACAUCGGCCAGCCUGAUCUCAUUACCUUAUUUUCCGGCGACGCCUUCAACCCGAGCUUGGAAAGUUCCGUCACCAAGGGCAGUCAUAUGGUACCUAUUUUAAACCAGCUCGCGACCACCUGUGCCUGCGUUGGGAAUCAUGACCUCGACUUUGGCGUCAAACAGUUUGAAUAUCUCACAGGCAAAUGUACGUUUCCAUGGCUAGUUGCAAACAUCUUCGACCCUGCCCUUGGUGACGGCAUCCCUAUUGCGCAUCUACAAAAAACUCACAUAAUCACCUCGUCCAACGGAAUCAAGAUCGGACUGAUCGGAUUGGGCGAGCGUGAAUGGCUUGAUACGGUCAAUGCACUCCCGCCAAAUAUUGUUUACCAGUCUGCUACGGAGACAGCUAAGCAGCUUAUCCCGGAACUUCGGAAAGCUGGUGCUGAUAUGAUUAUUAUUCUUUCCCAUGCACGAGAGCCAAACGAUAUCAAAUUGGCACAAAAUCUAGGCGGUGAUGCCGACCUUAUACUUGGAGGGCACGACCAUUACUACUCGCAUAGUCUUGUCAAUGGUACGCAUGUGCUCCGUUCAGGUAGUGACUUCAAACAACUGAGUUACAUUGAAGCCUGGCGUCGACUCAGCAGCGAUGGCGGUGGGCCCAAGUCUCGUUGGGAUUUUGUCAUACGGCGAAGAGACAUCGUUUCAUCUAUUCCGGAGGACAUGCCGACUCUUGGUCUUGUUGAAGAACUUACAGCCAAACUCAAACAGAGCCUGGAAAAGGCUAUUGGCUGGACGGCGGCACCGCUUGAUGCGAGAUUCACCACUGUUCGGGUCAAGGAAAGCAACUUAGGUAACUUUGUCUGUGACAUUAUGCGUCUGCACUAUGAGGCGGACUGUGCCAUCAUGGCCUCUGGUACGAUCCGUGGCGACCAAAUUUACCCACCCGGCCCGGUGCGUGUCAAGGACAUUACCGAUUGUUUUCCGUUUGAGGACCCGGUGGUCGUUCUUCGAGUCACAGGCCAGGCCAUCUUGGACGCUCUGGAGAAUGGAGUGUCCCUGUAUCCAGCAUUGGAAGGCCGCUUCGCCCAAGUUUCCAACAUCACGUACGAAUUUGACCCAUUAAAACCACCGGGGUCACGUAUCACAAAGUGGGAACUCGGCGGUGCUCCUGCCGACUUGCAGAAAAUUCUAACUCCUGCGCCCCCGUUCAUUUUCGUCGACUAUCCACUAACGGUUCCAGAUGGCUUCGCGAGCCUUCUUGCCAAAUCCGAAGGUGGCACUGCGGAGGAGAUUGUGGACGAAGAGGGUGGCAUACUCAUCUCAAUGAUGCUGCGGCAGUAUUUUAUGGCCCUCAAGGUGCUUGACCAAUGGACGCACUGGAGCCCUCCAAUGGAACAUCAUUGGGGUCGCGUCGUAUCCAAAGUUGAUCACCACCAUCCACAUCUACAGCCCGGUUCGACGACUGCAUUACUGAUAGCAGAGCCUAUUGCCCGACAGAAAGACUUCCGCGGGCGCUCGUUGUCGCCAGACAACGACGAGGGCUGGGGAGACUGGACGGCAGCGCGACUUCGCCAGAGACGGUGUAGCGCGGUACCUUUCAAUGAGCGUGUUGUUGACGAUGCAACGCCGGCUCAAAACACAGAAGAAAUGCGCCGCAUCGACAGACAGAUGCAGAUUAUGCGCCGAGUGGCCCGCAAGUGGUGUCGCCUGGCCGGCGUACCAAGUCGUCUUGGUGAUACGUUGACGGAGUGGGAGUACGAGGCGGAUUGGACCAAGGCCAUCGCGCCCCGAGUUGAAGGACGUAUCCGCGUAGUGUGUGAGGUAGGCGAAGGCAAGUAA
Messenger RNA from Sporothrix schenckii 1099-18, 2016 nucleotides. RefSeq lists its product as uncharacterized. Lineage: Eukaryota; Fungi; Ascomycota; Sordariomycetes; Ophiostomatales; Ophiostomataceae. Bases 1 to 2016 code for a protein of 671 amino acids. Gene Ontology annotation, molecular function: hydrolase activity. Gene Ontology annotation, biological process: nucleotide catabolic process. The transcript has 3 exons. The record is from RefSeq and is a predicted model, not a curated record.